CACCCUUGUGUAGGGAUUUUUUUAAUUCAAAUAAAUAAUACUCCAUUAAUUAAACUUCUCUACUUGCAGAUUUACAUGUGAUGAUGUUGGGUUGGGUAGGUCCUUCCUUAUUUAAGUAGCCCGUCCUCUAAUCUUCUUGGCCAUCUUCUCCUUAAUUCCUCAUUUGACUAAUCAAUCUCCUUUCAAGAUCCAAAAUGGCUAAAUUUUGCGCUCUUCUCUUGUUAUCUGCUAUAUGUUAUUUGUUUGUUCAUACCGAUGCUUUUACUGCUUCGAGAUGGAUGAGAGCUCAUGCAACCUUUUAUGGAGGCAGUGAUGCUUCCGGAACAAUGGGAGGGGCUUGUGGGUAUGGCAACUUGUACUCAUCGGGUUAUGGUACAAGAACCGCUGCAUUGAGUACCGCUCUUUUCAACGAUGGUGCGGCUUGUGGACAAUGUUACAAAAUCAUAUGUGACUACAAAGCCGACCCAAAGUGGUGCCGAAAAGGAGUGUCCGUGACCAUUACAGCCACAAACUUUUGUCCACCAAACUUUGCUCAGCCUAGCAACGCCGGAGGUUGGUGCAACCCACCACUCCAACAUUUCGAUAUGGCUCAGCCUGCUUGGGAGAAAAUCGGCAUUUACAAAGGUGGAAUCGUGCCCGUUAUCUACCAAAGAGUCCCAUGCAAGAAACAUGGUGGAGUUAGAUUCACUAUCAACGGACGAGAUUAUUUUGAGCUUGUUUUGAUAACCAAUGUUGGUGGGGCCGGAGCGAUUCAAUCAGUGAAGGUUAAGGGCUCGAAAACCGGAUGGUUGCCGAUGUCGAGAAAUUGGGGGGCUAAUUGGCAAUCAAACUCGUAUCUAAAUGGCCAAUCUAUGUCAUUUAUGGUUACAACCACGGAUGGUGUCACAAAGACCUUCUCCAAUAUCGUGCCUGCAAACUGGGGCUUUGGUCAAACUUAUUCUAGUCGUCUACAAUUCUAAAAGAGAAAUACAGGAACACUGUGUGCUUGUGCUUCAGGGUUUAGAGUUUUGGGUUUUCUAAAGAGGCAGCGGCGUGCUUACUCUUUUUAUAGAAGCAGCCUGCCGGGUUUUCUUUUGUCAGGUGGUUGUUUUAAUAACUAUAUUGAAACGGGUUUUUCUAAUUCUAACCCGGAAAACCCAGAUUGUGUUGGUUAUACUUGUGUAUUCUUCAGUAAUUAUGUAAUAAGAAGCACUAUAAUUCUUCUUUCUAUACUGUUUUCUUGCAUGGGCUAAAGUCCUAUAUUUAAUACGAAUGUGACAAGUUAUUGACUUCAAAAA
Helianthus annuus (common sunflower) is the source of this 1277-nucleotide messenger RNA. RefSeq names its product expansin-A11. Gene Ontology annotation, cellular component: extracellular region. The transcript has 3 exons. The coding region runs from base 195 to 959 and encodes 254 amino acids. The record is from RefSeq and is a predicted model, not a curated record. Gene Ontology annotation, biological process: plant-type cell wall organization. NCBI's taxonomy places the organism in Eukaryota, Viridiplantae, Streptophyta, Magnoliopsida, Asterales, Asteraceae.